This is a messenger RNA of Ceratotherium simum simum (southern white rhinoceros), 1124 nucleotides long. The record is from RefSeq and is a predicted model, not a curated record. Lineage: Eukaryota; Metazoa; Chordata; Mammalia; Perissodactyla; Rhinocerotidae.
CGCGAUGCCGAGCCCUUGGUUGCUGCUCGCCAUUGCUUUGACCCUGACUCUGACCAGUGUCUCCGGCGACCGCACACAGCCCGAGGUGGCCCAGCAGGAGGCGGCGAUGGCCGCCGAGCACCCGGGCCUGGACGACCUCCUGCGCCAGGCGGAGCGCCUACUCCUCCUCCGGGAGGAGCUCCAGCGGCUGCGAGGGGACCAGCGCGAGCGCGCGUCAGGUGAGGGGCGGGCUUCCCAGAUCUUUCAACCUGACUGGCUCUCCAAGCGUCAGCAUCCAGGCAAAAGGGAGGAGGAGACAGAGGAGGGAGCUGAAGAGGAGGAGGAAGAAGGAGGGGCUGUGGGACCCCACAAGCGGCAGCACCCCGGCCGGCGGGAGGAUGCGGCUGCCUGGUCAGCUGAUGUAACCCAGCAGAAGCGGCAGCACCCUGGCCGGCGCUCCUCCUGGCUUGGGUACACUUUCACCAAGAGACAGCACCCGGGCAGACGGCUGGUGGAUCCCCAGGCCCAAAGGAGUUGGGAAGAGGAGGAGGAAGAAGGGGAGGAGGGAGAGCUGAUGCCUGAGAAACGCCAGCAUCCGGGCAAGAGGGCCCUGGCAGGCCCAUGUGGGCCCCGGCCAGCCUGUGGUCAAGCCCGCCUCCUGCUGGGGCUCCUGGAUGACCUGAGCAGGGGCCAGGGGGCCGAGGAGAAGCGGCAGCACCCCGGGCGGCGGGCGGCCUGGGCCAGGGAGCCCCUGGAGGAGUGAGCCCGGUUUCCUGUAAAGUCGAGUUUGGGGUCUAAGGAUAUCUUGAGCCCUCUGUGCCCUAUCCCUUUGUGACCCUCCUCUUUCCCUCCUCCUUAGAUCCCUGACCAUAAACCUGAGCCCCUUGUAUACACACAUGCAUAUUACUCCACCUUGCACCGCUGGCAAGGGAGCAGAUCCCAGAGUCUCUCUCCUGUCACCCCCGCAGGCCUGCUCCCCUUCCUUAGCCAUGGCUACAAGGACCCUUCUGUGUCUUCUAAGGAAUCUCCAGAGAGGGGGCUGGGGGCUUCUGGGGCCAGCAGCCAGUGAGGGUGGAGUGGGAUUGCAGCUGUGAUGGCCGAGUCCUGCUUCCAUCCCCUGCCCCGUGUGUCAGGAUUCACCCUCA